UCCCGCCGUCAGUUUGACGUUUGCGUCUGUCAUGUUCACGCGAAGAGCUUAAAACAUUUUGUUAAUUUUCUAUAUAUUUACCUUUCGGAAUUUUUUUAAACAUGAAAACUUUUGGAAAUUAGUUUUUCAAGUGAUGUCUACACAAGUAAUGGAGCAACCGAAAGGCGAUUCACCCAAACAUCCCGAUAUGAUCAUGUGCGGAGAUCACCCGUCUGUCACCAAGACGGAGCUGAACGCUCGCGAGCCGCGCGCCGACAAGGCCAAGCCCAAGCCGCCUCUCUCCCACUCCAGGAUCACCCCCUCGUCGUCUCGCACGGAGCGGCCGCAGCCGCCGGGCUCGGAGCUGGCGCUGCGCUGCGCCGAGGGGACUCCGCCGCGCGCCGACAUGCUGCCCGCCGCCAACAAGGCGCUCGUCUAUGUAGCGCUGGGCAGCUUCCGCUGGCCGCCGUACCUGCUGUGCGUGUGGGUGCUGGUGCUGCUGCUGACGCACGCGCUGCACGCGCUCGUGGCCGUGCUCGACGCCGCGCUGCCGCCGCUCAGGAAGGUGUGCGUGUACUUCCGCACGUGGACGGAGGAGGCGUGGCGCGCUGGGGCGGGGGCGGAGGGCGAGGGGCGGGGGCGGGUGACGCCGCUGGCGCUGGGCGGGGCGACGGCGCUGCUGUACGCGGCGUACGGCGCACUGUACGCGGCGCACGCGCUGGCGCUGUGGGCCGCGGAGCCGCUGGCCGCCGAGCCCGACGACCGGCCCAGUCUCGCGGACUUCUCCAAAGUCACCAACUACUUGGACGACGGCGGCAGCAAGACCAACUUUUCCCUCAAGCAUUAACAACGAUGCUCGCUCGCUAUUGAUAUUUUUU
Molecule: messenger RNA, 857 nt
Organism: Papilio machaon (common yellow swallowtail)
Lineage: Eukaryota; Metazoa; Arthropoda; Insecta; Lepidoptera; Papilionidae
Exons: 5
Coding region: 134-826 (230 amino acids)
Source: RefSeq, a predicted model, not a curated record